AAUUUGUAACAUGCGAUUUAAAUUAAUCAAGCUUUAAUACAGACAUCGAAUAUGAAAGGAAAAUAAAAAUAAAAUAAAAGAGUUACAUGUUGUCCAUUAUAUUAGUGUAAAGACCAUUUUUAUGAUUAGAGUCAAAGCAAUAAGCCAACUAAAGAUAUUCUCUCUAGCUCAUAUUCCUAAAUAAAACAUUCUUCUCUCUCCACUAAAGUCUUCAUCUCCCAUUAAUCCACAACAUUAAUCAGAUCAAUAAUUUUUUUUAUCUUCCAAUAUCUAGAAUUUCUUUUUUGUUGUUGUUGGUGUUGGAAGUGAUGUCUUUUACAGGGACACAACAGAAAUGCAAGGCAUGUGAAAAGACAGUUUACCCAGUUGAACUUUUGUCAGCUGAUGGGAUUAGUUAUCACAAAUCUUGUUUCAAAUGUACCCAUUGUAAAGGGACUCUUAAGCUGAGCAAUUACUCGUCAAUGGAAGGUGUUCUGUAUUGCAAGCCUCAUUUUGAGCAGCUCUACAAGGAGUCUGGCAACUUCAACAAGAACUUUCAAUCCCCUGUGAAGUCAGCUGAGAAGUUAACUCCGGAGCUGACAAGAUCUCCUAGCAAGGCUGCCGGCAUGUUUUCUGGGACGCAGGAAAAAUGUGCAACCUGUGGUAAAACAGCUUAUCCACUUGAGAAGGUAACAGUGGAGAACCAAAGUUACCACAAGUCGUGCUUCAAGUGUUCUCAUGGUGGAUGCUCGUUAAAUCCAUCAAAUUAUGCUGCCCUCGAUGGGAUUUUAUACUGCAAACCUCAUUUUUCACAGCUUUUCAAGGAGAAAGGCAGCUACAAUCAUUUAAUCAAGUCUGCUUCAAUGAAGCGUCCAGCAGCAACAGUUCCAGAUUCUUAAACUAUUAUCUCUGGCAGCUAUUUUAUCCCGAGGGCUUGGUCUUUUUAUAUUUGUUUGUCUUCUUUUUGUUGUAUCUCCAGUUGGUGUGCCAUUUUGGUUUACUGUGUGAUCUGAGUUCCACAAUUGUGAAAACUUAUCCUGUCGCUGUUUAACUUUUGGAUGUUAAAUGUUCCUGCUGUUUUCUCAUGACCUUUGGCACGAAAGCUGCGUAGUUCAUACAAGUGUUGUUAUAUGAUAAUCCUUUCAUGCUGUUCUUGA
Molecule: messenger RNA, 1136 nt
Organism: Capsicum annuum
Lineage: Eukaryota; Viridiplantae; Streptophyta; Magnoliopsida; Solanales; Solanaceae
Product: LIM domain-containing protein WLIM2b
Exons: 6
Coding region: 309-878 (189 amino acids)
Biological process (GO): actin filament bundle assembly
Cellular component (GO): plasma membrane; actin cytoskeleton
Molecular function (GO): actin filament binding
Source: RefSeq, a predicted model, not a curated record